AUGCUUGCCUUCUGGUCGCACACGUGGGCCCUGUCGCUGCAAGCUGCUUUGGGAUCACUUGCAGUGGCCACCAGUGCGCUGAGUGGUGGGGCUACGUAUCAGGAUGCUGUCUGGUGGGGUGCUGCGCACCCUGACAUCACUGGUUGCUGGCUUGGGAACAGGAGCUUCGAGCGGUGCUGUGUGAAUUGGAACUUUCUUGAGGAGCUGCCUGGCAAGGCUUGCUGGAGUCAGGCUGACCAUGCAGCAUCUUAUCAGGCUUGCUGCGUUCCCAAAAAUGAUUGGGCUCCAAGGUCCCUCUUUUCUUGUGCGGACACGGGUAUUUACUGGGAGCGCUUGCGCCAAACCUUGUCGCUUUUUCGGUCCUUGACUGCACUGCAGCACUCCCCACUGAAUGGCGCAGCUCCACGAGAAUGCCUCAUCGGGGGUGUCCUGGUCAGCUUGUUAGAACUUGUUUAUGUGAGCUAUGAGCUUCGCAAUGCUUCCGCUCCUCGCUGGGAACAUGCAUACAACAAAGUGGAGAAUUCAAUGCGAAUCCUCUUUUCCAGCCCGGUAUCUUUAGAAGAAAUCCUGGUAUCGGGCUGGCCUUUGUUCCUCACGCUGGAUUUCUUCCGCUUCGACAACCGCUUUCAAGAACUAGCCACGCAACGGCUUCCCGGCGUCUUUGCGGGUUUCCAGACCAUGAAGUAUAGCAACACGUUAAGUGGUGCGAUCCAGGCCGAGCAGGGAAGUCGGAUUGCCCUCGAUGUGGUCGUGAAGCUUUCAAACAGCGUGGCCAAGGCUGCGGGCGAAUCUGCUUUGGUACAGCUGAUGCCAGCUUUUACCGCCCUGGUGAACUAUCACAACCUUCGAAAGUUUGACCUCCCUCGUAGUGAUGCCCAUGACGUGCCAAGACUCGGAGCGGAAGCAAAGCGGCUGAUCGAGUUUGCAGACACACAACUGAGGAGUUGGAUGGCGCAUUUUGGGUACACAUUCUCAUUGCUGAUCAAGCUGGAGAUUCCACUGGUGAACUUGUUGCAGGCUCUGUCGUGGCCGGGUGUGGUGAUGACACAGCCGGCCGAAUACUUGAAGAGCACCAUACACUUUCCAGGACUUCAGCUGGCAAAGAUUUUGCCAGCACACCAGGCCUGGCGUCUGCCACUGGUGGAGCAACAUAUUCAUCCCGGCUUCGAUGCUGCCAGCAACAUGGUACGGACGACUUUGCAACCGAUGUGCUAUGCCCCUGGGUUCCUGUUUGUGAUCCUGGCCACUGCGUCGCGCGUGAAAGCGGCCUGUGAGCACAGCCAGGCCGAAUGUCGAGCUCGGCUGAAAGUCUGGGACGUAGGUGCCAGCUAUGGGGACUGCAUGCUUUGGACGGCCAGCUACUUGUUGGAAGCCUUUGUUUCAGAGCAUUUGGAGCUGAGGGGUUUCGAGCCUCUCCCAUCAGCAGCUGCUGCAUUUCGGCGCUCCGUCCGAGCCUUGCAGCGCAGCCGAAAUCUGUCUCCCUUGGCUCUGCGCUUCAUCGUGGAGGAGAUCGCGAUGAGGGAUGAAGCUGGCGAGGUGGAAAUCUCCUUUCCAAGCCACUCCAUGGCUCUGGCAACCUUCCACCGCUGCGAGGAGCGCUACAGUGUGGCCUCAAACAACCUCUACCACUGCAUCUCGCGACCCACUCGUGCAGAGACUCUAGACAGCUACAUUGCCAGCUUUCCAGAGCCCAGCUUUCCAGACCCCGUGGAUGUCCUGAAGUUGCAUGUGCAAGGCGAUGAGCUUUCUGUGCUCCGCGGUGCCAACGCAUCCCUCGCGAACGGCCGAGUGUGCCUACUGCAUAUGAAUCUGGAGACCUUACUUCUACAGGUGAAGAUGGAAGACCCUGCGCAUUGGUUGGCCGAGGCCUUGAUCUCCAAUUUGAAAGGUGCAGAGCUCCUGGGUGUCUUGGUGAACUUGUGGGAGGUGAAGCCAGCCACCUUUGAGAGCAUCGCGGCGGCCAUCAAGUUCAAAAACCCUGAUGCCGUCGCAUGGAAGCCCCCCGAUCCCAACAAGCGCCCUGAAGAGCUUCAUUAUGAGCUGGUGGCCUGGCGACCCUCCUGGCCUUGCCAUGACAGCGUGGCAGUUCGGGCUGUAAGCCACAUGUGGCUGCCCCACGCGACUCCGCUGUGA
Symbiodinium sp. CCMP2592 is the source of this 2133-nucleotide messenger RNA. Lineage: Eukaryota; Dinophyceae; Suessiales; Symbiodiniaceae. The record is from the annotation of a GenBank genome assembly.